Molecule: messenger RNA, 3222 nt
Organism: Aureococcus anophagefferens
Lineage: Eukaryota; Pelagophyceae; Pelagomonadales; Pelagomonadaceae
Gene: OGT5
Exons: 8
Coding region: 1-2694 (897 amino acids)
Biological process (GO): protein O-linked glycosylation
Molecular function (GO): protein binding; protein N-acetylglucosaminyltransferase activity
Source: RefSeq, a predicted model, not a curated record
AUGUGCACAUCUGUUGACCUACCAGCACAGGCGCGCGUGGACAAUUUGCUUCUUUUGGGCGCAAUCAACUUUCAGCUUCGCAACUUUUCGGAAUCCAUCUUCUACAAUCAACAGGCAAUCCGCAUUGAGCCACAGAUGGCCGAGGCUUACUCAAAUCUGGCAAACGCGCUCAAAGAACUUGGUGAUGUUCGGGGCGCGAUGCAGUUUUAUCUCAAAGCAAUCAAGUGCAAACCAAGAUUUGGCGAUGCGUAUAAUAAUCUAGCAUCGGCACACAUGCAUCUCGGACAGACUAAUGAUGCCAUUGAAACCUUCCAAAUGGGUCUCGUCAUAGACCCUGGACUAGUCGAUGCACACUGUAAUCUUGGGAAUCUAUUCAAGGCACAAGGCAAACUUGCAGCAGCACGCAGGUGUUACCUAGAGGCGAUUCGUCUAAACCCUGGUUUCGCCAUCGCUUGGUCGAAUCUCGCAGGGAUAUUCAAGGACGAGGGCCAACUAUCAACUGCCAUUGCGUACUACCGCGAGGCCAUAAGACUCUGCCCACCCUUUGCUGACGUGUACAGCAACCUUGGUUCCGCAAUGCAGGAGCAGGGAAAUUUCGUCGAGGCAAGACAGUGCUAUCAAACCGCAAUAAGACUCAGGCCUGACUUUGCGAUUGCACAUGGCAACCUUGGCAGCUGCCUUUUGGCAUCCAAUGAUGCAAAAGGCGCGGUCCGUGCCUUGCGACAUGCAGUACAACUCGAGCCCAAUUUCCCAGAUGCAUACAACAACCUUGGUAAUGCGCUCCGUAAAACGUUUAUGCGCGAAGCAAUUUCAUGCUAUCGCACAGCUCUUCACUUGAAACCGGACCACCCACACGCAUAUAGUAACCUCGGCAAUGCGAUGCGAGACCGUGGCCUCGUGCGUGAGGCAAUCCAUUGCAAUGUCACAGCUGCGCGACUAAUGCCCCAUUUCGCACCGGCUCAUGCAAAUCUUGGAUCGCUCCUGCGUGAACAGGGCCAGCUUGAUCAAGCUCUUGCCCACUACCACCAGGCUAUUGCCUUGGAUCCUGACUUUGCUGAAGCAUACACGAAUCUAGGCAAUGCGUUAGACGACGCAAUUAAAUGUUAUACAACAGCUCUCAAGAUUGCGCCUGGUCUCGCAGAAGCUCACGCAGCGCUGGCAGCAGUUCAUGGUGACGGAGGAAAUUAUGAAGACGCAAUUAUGUGUUACGAGCGAGCGCUUGCUCUCAGACCACACUUUCCCGACGCCUUCGCUGGAUUAUUGCAAGCAAAAGACUUCGUGUGCGACUGGACCUCACGCGCUCAUCAUCUUCAAUGUCUUGCCUCACUCCUUGAGGCACAAUUAGUGGCAGAUGUUUCGUGCAUGUCACCGGUAUUCCAUGGACAUCUGCCGUGUGUCCAGCCCUUAGAUGCUCUUUCGCGGUAUGCCGCGCGUGCACGGGCCAAUCUCGCGCUGUCAACAUGCGGUCACUUCCACCACCAUCACCAUGCUUCAUCUUCAGCUACCAGUGGACGUGAGAAGAGCCGUCUUCACAUUGGCUACCUUAGCGCAAAUUUUGGUAAUCACGCAAUCGGUCAUCUCCUAGGACCUCUCCUGAAGUAUCACGACAGAUCACGCUUCUUCGUUACUUGCUACUCGCUGACUCCAUCAGAUGGAAGCUCAUUGCGUUCGAACCUCGAGCAUGGUGUCGAGGGUUCCAUCAAAGAUCUCAGCUCGUUCUCUUCUAGCGACGCCGCAAGACUGAUUCAUGCUGAUGGUGUCCAUAUCCUCGCGCACCUCGAUGGUCACACCGCAAAUGCACGCAACGAAAUUCUUGCAUUACGCCCCGCACCCAUUCAAGUCGGCUUCAUCCUUGGUUUCCCUGGAACUUUUGGUGCAGAUUAUAUUGAUUAUCUUGUCCUGGACCGCAUUGUUCUUGGUCCCCUUGAGCCAGCGAGAAAAGCUGGGACAUCACACGAUAUCGACGAGUGUGCGCUCAUCCUACCCAAUUCAUGUAUACUUAACUGUCACGCUCUGGAAUAUGAUGACCUUUUUGAGAAUCCAGGCGCCCGGCCAGGCCGUUCAAAGUACGGUCUUCCUGAGGAUGCAUUUAUUUUCGCGUAUUUUGGGCAACUCAACAAGGUGGACCCUAUAGCUUACGGGGUAUGGAUGAGCAUUCUCAAGCGUGUUCCAAACUCCAUACUCUUGUUGAUAAAGAGUCCAGAAAGCGCCGUGGUUCAUUUGAAGAAGGCGGCACGUGAUCUUCAAGUUCACGAACAGCGUCUGAUCUUUAUGGACUCUGCUCCCAAACGCGAACACAUUCUUCGUGGUGUCCUUGCUGACCUUCUCCUAGACACUCCUGCUUGUAAUGCCUUUGAUGCUACAAUGGACGCUUUAUGGACUGGCACACCAGUGAUCACCCUCCUCGGAAACUCCAUUGCCACACGCGCCUCAGCUAGUUUGUGCACGGCGGUCGGGUGUCCAGAUCUUGUUACUUCAACCCUUGAUGAAUACGAGGACCUCGCUGUUUCUCUCGCUCUCGAUGCUGACAAGUACUGGCUCUUCCGUCAAAAGCUCGAGCAUGCUCGCAGAGGACCAGUAUACGCACCAUUAUAUGACUGCAAGGCUACACUCAAACAUCUCGAAGCUGGCUUCGAGGCGAUUUGGGGUAAAGUCAUAGAUCAUCAGCCUCCUGGAGACAUCAUUAUAUCCUAGCUUACAAAACAAAGACCAAGAGGCACUCCGCGUGUAACAAAGGCCAUGGCGGCAUUGUUUUAGCCCCAUAAAGUGCAUUGAGCUGACCGCAAGGUCCAGACACGCUGCGAUGACCUUCCAAGAAUUGAUGGCUUCGCAAACUAGGAGAACAACACACUCUAAGGGUGCGCCCAGUGAGCCGCCCAUAGUUUGAUUUUCGCUUGAAUGUGCACAUGAGGCUCGCUUGAAUGUAUACUCGAGUCCAGUGGUUAUAUCGGGCUUGUUUAUUAGCUUGAUAUACGAGGACAUGGCAUCCUCCUUCUUCUUUCUUGUGCAUGUUAGCUAGUGACCGGGGACUCCUCGGUGGCUGUAGAGAGCCCGGAAAGUUAUUUACCUUGGUUAACGUCACCGUCGCUGUUAUUGCAAAGAAUGCAGACUUGCCUUACUGCAAAUCUCUCCCUCUCUUUGUUUCCCAAUGACUAUACUACAGUACAGUACGCUACUCGGCUACUAUCCUACUACCUUCACAUUAAUACAAUACUUACCCUA